AUGCAAGAACCACCGAAACUUACAGAAGAAGAACGUCGUAAAUAUGAGGAAGAACGUCGCAAAUACGAAGAAAAGUUAAAAUACGCACCAUAUGAAGAACGUAGAACUUACUAUAUAAAAGAAUAUUCUCCGCACAUUUGCUAUUCUUCAAGAUAUUACGACGAUAUUUCAGAAUAUAGGCACGUCACUUUACCAAGAGAAAUAGCACAAUUCUUACCCCAAGACACAUUGUUAUCAGAAGAAGAAUGGAGAGGUUUUGGAGUACGUCAAUCUCAAGGUUGGGAACAUUAUUUAAUUCACGCACCCGAACCACAUAUCUUGCUCUUCAAACGUGAAAAAGAUUAUCAAUGUUGUUUCUGUAUUGGCCUUAGAACGGCUACCCUGUUAUUAGCCUCUCUUGGAGCCUUGGCUUAUCUAUCAAAUGCGUAUCAUUUUUCAAUCUUGGCAGGCCAAUUUGGAUUCUUUUAUACUGUUUUAUCUACAUAUUAUUUAGGUGCUUCCUUUGCCUGUCUUGCGGGUAUCGCUGGUGUAUUAAAGAAUAACCUUAAAUAUGUGAAAAUUUAUGCCAUGUUUUAUUGGUGGCAACUUAUGUUAGGAUUUACAAUUUCAAUAGUAUUUUCGGUUGUGGCAUUCUAUUUUGAUAAAGAUCUUCAUUUCUGUAUGGCUGUCUGGGCUUAUUAUCAAAGACUUAAGGUCGAAAGACAAUAUGGUGACAUUAGAGAUUCUAGUUAUAUUGUAUAUUAUACUCCUAUCCCUGCUUAUACUGUUGUUCCGCCACCUGCAUAUGAUUCUGUUCCUGUCGAUUCAAAAUCUUCUUCGAAUAUUCUACCUCAUAGUGACAAGCAAUAA
Funneliformis mosseae is the source of this 849-nucleotide messenger RNA. Lineage: Eukaryota; Fungi; Glomeromycota; Glomeromycetes; Glomerales; Glomeraceae. The record is from the annotation of a GenBank genome assembly.